UUGAUAGACCCGCUCCAGAUUUCCUACUUCAAGUUACUCGAUUCGUAACUAACAGCAAUCGCAGUACUCAUUACUAUUUUGUGAAACUUUCUGGAUGCUUUUCAGGUGUCAUUGCAUAAAUAUGAAAAUUCAUGGUACAGACAACCUCUGAGGAACUGUAUGAUAUGCAGAAUGCAACUACUGCAAGGGCUGUUUUAUGAUUUUAUCAUUUUUCUUGUGAUCUUAGUAGUGGGUAUAGUUUAUAGCGGAUAGCGGAGCAAAUUGCAAUCUAUCUAGCAAUUUAUUUUUAUUAUUGAAACCUUUGUGCUUGGAAUGAGUCCAGUUAAAGUGGUGCUGUCUGAUAUUGCUGCUAGUAAGGAAGCAAGCUGCAAAUGAACCGGUGACAACAUCAUUUUAUUAAUUUGAAUACCCUUAUCGAUGCCACAGUUACAAAAUCGAAUCGACUGAUAUCAGUACAAAAUGAUUUAUACUAGAUACGGUUUAUGUGUUCUUUGUAGUUUAUUACUACUGUUGAUUAAUAGUAGUUUUAGUGUUGAAAAUGUAAUUUAUGCUGUUAAUUGUGGUGGAGAAGCACAUACUGAUGUAAAUGGAAUUCGCUAUGAAAGGGAUCCUUUACAUGGAAGAGUUGGAAUAGCUUCUGAUUAUGGGAAGAGGUUGUUUAUAGGUAGAAUUCCCCCACAAGACCAAAUUUUAUAUCAAACAGAAAGAUAUCAUACAAACACUUUUGGAUAUGAUAUACCUAUACCAGAUGAUGGUGAUUAUGUUAUUGUCUUAAAGUUUUGUGAAGUUUAUUUUACAAGCCCUGAUCAGAAAGUGUUUGAUGUGGUUCUUAAUGGCGAUCACACUGUUGUUGCAGAUUUGGAUAUUUUUGAUAAAGUCGGACGUGGUGUAGCACAUGAUGAAUAUAUUCCUUUCACAGUUUCAAAAGGUCGGCUUUUUGUAAAUGGGGAAGAAUCUGAUAUUAGGGGAGGCAAGAUACGUAUAGAAUUUAUUAAGAGUUACAAGGAUAACCCUAAAAUUAAUGCAAUACUAGUUUUAAAGGGAAAAUUAGAAACUGUUCCUAAGCUUCCACCUCCAGAACAAGAACCUGCUGAAGAAAUUAGAGAAGAGUCUGAAUAUGUUCCUAAAAAUAGGAAACCUAGUGGACCUAAACAACCGGAUCCAUAUUCCAUGGAUGAUUCAUCAAUGAUGCUUCCAAUAUUUAUUGCAAUAGGAGCAUUUAUUCCAUUAUUAUUUUGCUUAUGUAAAUUGUGAUUUUAAAAUGAUAGGGAUAGUCAACUUACUAAUUUGAAAGGGUAUAUUUACAUUUAGUUUGAAAGGUAUUGGGUGUGGGAAUUAGAAUAAAGCAAUGUACUUAGUAAAGGGCUGCAUGAAUGUAUGAAUAGGGUUCUUGAAAUACAAGCUUUUGUUGAAGCAAAAUUUGCAACCAAUAUGAACAAAAUUUAUACUCUAAAGAACCCAAUAAUAGUUCUCUAUUAUUUUAUACCUUAAUCAUAUAUCGUACCUAUGUACUAAAAAUUAGGUAUUUUAUUUCUUUUGAAUAACAGGAAAAACAAUUGAUUUUCAUUCAAAAAUUAAACAAGGAAGUAAGCUACUGAAAAUAGUAAGUAGAAUAGAUUAUAAUAAGAAAGGAAACCAUUAUUAUACAGAAUUUUUUGUGUUCAUUAUGUAUAAGUAAUUAAGUUCCCAUUGGUAGAAUUAUGACGAAACUGUACAUUUUAAUUUAAAUAAUGCAUUAUUAACUUUUGUUGCUGGUGUUUUGAAGGUUUAAUUAUGGUUAACAUCUUAAAAUUUUUUAUUUAUUUGUAAAUACAAAUAUAAAUAAAGGAAAUGCAAAGUA
Molecule: messenger RNA, 1840 nt
Organism: Agrilus planipennis (emerald ash borer)
Lineage: Eukaryota; Metazoa; Arthropoda; Insecta; Coleoptera; Buprestidae
Product: malectin
Exons: 4
Coding region: 460-1254 (264 amino acids)
Cellular component (GO): membrane
Molecular function (GO): carbohydrate binding
Source: RefSeq, a predicted model, not a curated record